Messenger RNA from Phaeoacremonium minimum UCRPA7, 942 nucleotides. RefSeq lists its product as hypothetical. The record is from RefSeq and is a predicted model, not a curated record. NCBI's taxonomy places the organism in Eukaryota, Fungi, Ascomycota, Sordariomycetes, Togniniales, Togniniaceae. The transcript has 2 exons. Bases 1 to 942 code for a protein of 313 amino acids.
AUGAACGGGAUGAACGGCGGGCAGAUGCCCGCGAUGGUCGGCUUCCCAACGCCAGCCGGCCACCAGGCGGAGCUCACCUACAUCUAUGGGAUGGUCGAGGAGCUGAGCAGGCAGCUUGCAGAGAACAAGCGCGUGCUCGAGGACGUGGUAGCGGGCGUCGGUCGCGUACGGAGUCGCGCGAGAGCGCAGUCGCUGGGGAACGAGGAGCUAAUAGCGUCGGCAAGCGACGACAUCAACUCACAAGAAGGGAACAUGGACACCCUCAUAUCCCUCCUUUCCGAAGCCCUCGAGAAAGCGAAAUACAGUCGCGACGCAAACGCCGCCCUCCUCACACAGUACGCCUCAGUGAUCGCGACGAUGCUGAAGCAGUUCCACGAAUACAAAUCAAAACACGUGACGGACGUCAACACCUGGCAUCGUAGCUACCGAGCGCAGCUGGCGGAGGCGCGGGCGGAGAACAGCAGACUGCGCGAGCAGAUCUGGGAGAUGCAGCAACACGCGGGCAAGGCGAACGAGAACCUACGGCGCUUUCGUACAAAGUAUGAUGAGGACGAGGCGCGGUGGGAGAAGCGGGUGGAUAUGAAGUCGAUACGCCAGGAACUGCGGUUCUGGAAGAGGCUAGCCAUGCCGGAGAUGGCGGACGAUGACCCGUACUGGAGCGAUGACGAUGAUCUAAUAGAUCCAGCAGAGAAGGAUAGGUUGCGUGAUCUACGGGACAUGGAAAAGAAAGCAGCUCAGGAUCAACUUGCAGGUGCUGGGGUUGCUCUAGGUGAUCAGCAGCCUGGUGGUGAGGAGCAGGAUGCUUCACAACUGCAACAAGCGCAGACUGCAAAUCUGCUGGGAGGUACGCCAAUGCAGCGGGACGACGGUAGCGGGAUGACGCUUUCUCAAGCGGGGGAAAAGUUUCGUACCGAUGCACCACCACGGCCACUAUCAGACUGA